AUGGCAGUCCUCUCAGGCCAAGAGAGCAGCUUGUGCAAAGGCCCAGAGGCAAAGCUUUGUGCAACUGGAGGACCAGCGGUGAGAGUCCUGCAGCUGAUGAGCAAUGGUAAGACCUUCUCGAGGGUGGAGGAGGAGCUGAGCUGGUCCGAGGCCAGGCAGGACUGCAGGCUGCACCACACAGACCUGACAGACCCGCAGAGCGUGAACAGCUUGAGCAGCGAACGCUCUGAGGCGUGGCUCUGCCUCUUCUGGGAUGCGCGCGUUCACGGCCUGAGCUGGGUCAGCGGCUCCACCGUCGCCACCCUGGUGUGGAGUCUCCUGCGUCUUCAAGGAGGGCGUCUGGGGGCUGCCUCGUGCACAGCUCAGAAGCCCUUCACCUGCUGUGAUGGUGCUGCCGUGGGACCCCGCAUCUUCACGGAGCCUGCUCUCAGGCUGACCACCUCUCCAAAGCCAGCUGUGGUCCAGAUUGGUGGACAGACCUUCAUGCGAUUUGACCUAGAAAUGACGUGGCAGGCGGCCCUGCUCUACUGCCGCAGCCACCAGACAGACCUGGCUGACCUGCAGACGGUGAUUGACGAGGCAGACAAGGAGGCCUUGAAGUCCAUCACGAGUGACACUGAGGCCUGGAUUGGCCUCUACUUCAACGCGGCCUCUCGGUCUCUGAGCUGGUCCAGUGACUUGGGUGCCAGCAUCCCCACCUGGCUACAGGUGCCCGAGUUCUGGCCAGGACUGUGUGCGGGAAUUGGCACCUUCGCGCGCUACUCCCCUAGAGUUUAUGCAGUGGUCUGCUCUGCCCUGAAACCCUUCAUCUGCUUCUACAAUGCCUCCAUUGGACACCGGGAGUCGGCACAGCUCCCUCAACUCUUCUACACUCCCUCAGAAGUGACAGUGGGGAGCACACCCAGGCCAGGGAGGGCUGUGCCCAGUGGAGGGAGUGGCACUGAUACGAGAGAUGCAGCUACUGCCACAGAGGCACAUUUGAACUCAUCUAACCACCCAGACUCUGAAGAAAAAACUCCAGCACCAGAAUCAGGGCAACACUUUGGAAUACUGAAAGCAGAUUUUACCAUCCCAGCUCUGAUGGACCCAGAAAAUAUGAAAGACCAAUUUUUGAGUGAGAUCCAAGAAGUCUUAAAGUUUACAUUAGGUCAUGAAACAUUCAGAUUGAAAUGGAUCAGCUUUGAAGUAAACAAAAAAUAGCACAAGUCUACUGAUCUGGAGUCUC
Diceros bicornis minor is the source of this 1225-nucleotide messenger RNA. It is a transcript of the gene CLEC20A, whose product is annotated as C-type lectin domain containing 20A. The record is from RefSeq and is a predicted model, not a curated record. NCBI's taxonomy places the organism in Eukaryota, Metazoa, Chordata, Mammalia, Perissodactyla, Rhinocerotidae.